CGGUGUCCAGAGGAGACAGCGCACACAGACGGCUCCAGUACGAAGAGACACACUCAGAGAGGACAGGAAUAAGAAAUAAUAUAUAUAAAAAAAAGAGAAACAUUCUUCUGGGAUCAUGACGCUGCGGGACGAGCUUUUAAAGUCCAUAUGGCACGCGUUCACAGCUCUGGAUGUGGACAAAAGCGGGAAAGUCUCCAAAUCUCAGCUCAAAGUGCUUUCUCAUAACUUGUGUACGGUGUUGGGGAUCCCACACGACCCGGUGGCGCUGGAGGAACAUUUUAAGGACGAUGACGAGGGUCCUGUUUCCAAUCAGGGGUACAUGCCGUACCUCAACAAGUUCAUCCUGGAUAAGGCGAAGGAUAACUUUGACCGCCAGGAGUUCAAUAAAAUGUGCUGGACGUUGUGCUUUAGGAAGAACCUGGGUCAGAAACAGCUCUUCAUCUCCAAUGACGACGCCUUCAAGAUAUGGUGCAUAUUCAACUUCCUGUCUGAGGACAGAUACCCGCUGAUCAUCGUCACAGAGGAGAUUGAGUAUUUCUUGCGUAAGCUGACGGAGGCGAUGGGAGGAAGCUGGGUGGAGGAGCGUUUCGAGGACCUGAAGCUGGAGCUGAACUCCAAGCAGCAGUGUCUGAAUGUGUGGGAGCUGAUCACGCUGGUGGGCUCAGGCCAGUUCAGCAAGGGCAUGGACCAGCAGACGCUGUCCAUGGGGAUCAGCGAGGUCUACCAGGAGCUCAUCCUGGAUGUCCUCAAACAGGGAUAUAUGAUGAAGAAAGGCCACAAGAGGAAGAACUGGACAGAGCGCUGGUUUGUGCUGAAGCCCGGCUUCAUUUCGUAUUAUGUGGGCGAGGACCUUGCAGAGAAGAAAGGAGACAUCCCAUUGGAYGGAUCCUGCAGUGUGGAGUCCUUACAAGACAAAGAGGGAAAGAAGUGCCUCUUCCUCAUCAAGUCGUCUCAAAAAAGCUUCGAAAUCAGCGCAUCGGACAAGAAGAAGAAGCAGGAGUGGAUCCAGGAUUACAGCUCAUGUGWUAUCACAAACAUCUACMCUCAGACGUUUUCAUCUGACAUYAAGCUUUCACUAUCUAGGAUCUUACCAGAUCUUACCACAUCUGUCCAAACAGCCAUUUUCACUUUGCUCGUUUUAGUUUUUUGUMUCCUUUUUGAUUUUUGUUUUCUGUUUUUUAUUUCUGGUCAGGCUCUGGAGGAGGCAGCAGCAAAAGCAGCAGAGGAAGAGAAAAAACGCCUUUUGACUCACACCGAACUACAGGACCGCUACAGGACGGAGCUUGAGAGAGAAAAAAUGGUACGGCAGCAGAUGGAGGAGCAGGUGGCCCAGAAGUCUUCUGAGCUGGAGCAGUACCUGCAGAGGGUCCAGGAGCUGGAGGACAUGUAUCAUAAGCUGGAGGAGGCUUUGGAGGAGGAGAAGCGGGCCAGGCAGGAUGAGGAAACCGUCCGUAAGCUGCAGGCACGGUUGCUGGAAGAGGAGGCUGAGAAGCGAGCCGAGCUGGAGCAGAUCCACCUGCGUCAGCAGCGGGCCAUCUCUGAGACCGAGGCGGAGAAACAGGAGCUGGAGAAGGAGCGGCUGGCCAAGGAGAGCGCCCUGCAGGCCGCCAUGAAACAACUGGACGAGCUGGAGCAGGAGAGGCAAGGAGCRCUGGAGCAAUACCAGACGGUGAUGAAAAAGCUGGAAGAUGCAACUAACAACACCAAGUCAUGGAAGCACAAAGUGGCUCAGCAUGAAGGGAUGCUGCGGCUCAUCCAACCAGGCUCUAAGGGGCCACAGAAGAUCACCAACUGGGGCCCGGCAGCCUUCUCUGACGUGGAGCUCAGCCUGCGGGAGAAGCAGUGGCAGGAGAUGAAGAACCAAGCCGCUCAGGCUCAGUGAAGCUGCCGUGAGAACUCGGCCUCAAACUGGUCACUAACUCACAAGGCUGGUUAGACGUGUUCAGUAAAACAAACCUGUAGUGACUGAAAUCAAACCUGGUGACUGGAUUUUCCAACCGGACACAAAUACCUGGUUUACUAGCAAACUGAGGCAUUUUUAAAUUAGGGCAUUGAUUAACUGAUUAGUUUGGUUCCUUUAAAUGAAUCUUUAGUGUUGUCCAGCAAUAGACUAACCAGCCGUACUGUCAGUGUACAACACUAAAAACCAGAGCUGCAGUUUAAACGUGAUGCGCCAAGUUUAGCUCGAAUCCAGUGAAGAAUCCAGACGUCUGUGACAGCGGUGAGGAAACACUGGAACACAGACAGUCACAGGGUCUAGUUAMAGGCUGUAAAUACAACAGAGCUGGUAUGUUAAUGCUGUAGAUAUGAAGUCAUUAAUCUGAGACAUCGUCACAAAAACACAAUACAAAACUGCAUCGUCCUGCUCCUCGGUUUCUUCUAGUGAUUUAUUCUGAUCCGUUGUCCUACGCAGAAACAGGACAAGCACACUAAUACAUUGAUAUCAAUACAACAAGCAGACAUUUUUAUUAUUAUUCUUUUUUUUUUCUUUUUCUACAGUGUGCAGUCUCCAUUUGUCUGUGCUUCUGGUGCACAUGGAGUAGCAUAGUCUAAAAAUAACAACCUUAGAAAAGAUUCUGCCUUUACUUUGAGUCCAAGUGGGGAAAUAAAUCACACCUGAAGAAAAAAAUUAUUGCAUUAAAUCACUGGUGGCGCAAUUACUGAUGCUCCUGUUUCGGAGAAACUCCCUUUGCAUGCAGGACCGAACUUCUUCUAAUGCAACGUUUGACCCAAAUGGAGCAAACAGACAGAGGGGUGCUGAUGUUUUUUUUUCUAGAUUUCCCUGAAUCGUAUCUUAGCCCAGACAGCAGGUGAUCAUAAGACAAUGAUGUAAGUAUUCUUUGGGAUUAAUAAAGUUUGUUUGAAUUGGGUUGAAUGGAAUAAUAUCUAGAAGUCCCUUAAAUCUCAACUUCAAAAAAUAAAGGAUGCAUUAAACAUCUUUCAGCCACAUCCAUUUAAAAUGAAUUCUGAGAGACACUAAAAUUGUGCAGCCUCUUGAUUUUAAUUCCACUUUGUUUUUAGAGCUUUCCUCUCUGAUUGUUGUCAUCAAAAGGUUGGACAUUUGAAACGUUUCUGUGACAAAUUGUGCUACUGCAACCAGUAAAAUGUGGCUGUGACUGUAAACUCAUUUAGGAGCAACGAACAACGAGCUAGUUGAUCUGCCCGUCCGCUUCCCGUAACAUUGUUAGCUGUUUGUACGAUAUUUUAUCAGUACAUAUUGUCAAAUUGAUUGAUUUCUGAUGUGCAGCUGGUUAAAGGAGGAUGUUGGUUUAUCUCAUCCAAUGAGGGAACCGAUUAUCUGCUCGUACUUAWCGCACUACUUUUAACCUGAUUCUCAAGCUAACAAAAGGCUUGUAGUUCAAGCUGUUAAAAGUAAGUUUUGUACCUUUUGUGUCAAAACGUUCAGGAGCUAAAUCUGUCCAACGCCCUGGACUCUGGGGCCGUUUUAAAAUGAAGAGGAGACAUUUUGUCAUUUUAGCCAGCGUCCACUGCAAACAGGACUUCUAACUGUUGGACGUCUCUGCUGCACUCAUAAUGCCCUGAUUAACUCCUGUGAUUGUUGUUGUUGUUUUUUGAUAUAUGCAUUUGUAAAAACCUGGAGACUGAGCUGUGUAAUAAAAACGAUUUCUAAUUAUGCUCUGAUUGAAUUGUGGAAUCAAAUUUUUCUCUUCAUCUCAACAUUGUUUCCAUUGAACAGCAGGUUUUAUUAUAGACUUUCCUUCAGCUGCGGCCUGUUAUUAAGAGAGCUGCCAACAGGGGGCGCCAAGGUCAAUAAUAAAUAUAGCCAACACAACAAUCAGUUCUGUUACUCUACUGUUAAUAAAAGAUAAAUCCUU
Molecule: messenger RNA, 3836 nt
Organism: Poecilia reticulata (guppy)
Lineage: Eukaryota; Metazoa; Chordata; Actinopteri; Cyprinodontiformes; Poeciliidae
Source: RefSeq, a predicted model, not a curated record